CUUCAGAUUUAUUAUUAUGCAGCUCUCUGCACAUAAACACAGAUAGAAGGGAGAUGCCCAUCUCUCUCUCUCUCUCUCUCUCUCUCUCUCUUAAAGAGGUCACUGCUUCGCCGCUGCUCCCGCUUGCUCGUUAGGGGAUGUGAUCGAUCAUUGUGAUUCGGAUUCUUCGUUGUUCGGCAGGGGAGGGCAGUCUGCUGCUUCCGCUCGAAAAAGAUCCUUGUUCCUUUCGUCCUGUCACGGUGCGUGUCUGUAUGACCUCCCCUUCAAUCACUGUGCCUCCAGAGAUCUCGGCUUUUCUCCAGCCGAAAACCUAGAGAGUAAUCGGAAAGAAAGGAGGCGUCUUCGGCUGCGCUUGCGAGGUCUCCACCAGAGUUCAAAGGAAACUUUCUACUCUCCGCAUCCGGGAACUCGAUCUCAGUCGCGAUCAACCGCCGGUAAGGGGGUUUGCUUGGUCAGCUUUCUCGUCGAUCAGAUUUAGUGGAUCCGAACAGCAGUGACCUAGAAAGGAGUAAUGUGCUUUGGAACUACAGCAGAUGGCUUCGUUAGUCCCCGGAGUCCUUAUCAAACUCUUGCAGCAUAUGAAUACUGAUGUGAAGAUUGCUGGAGAGCAUCGUUCGACCCUCCUCCAGGUUGUGAGUAUUGUCCCUGCACUCGCUGGAAGUGAUCUCUUCACCAGCCAAGGCUUUUAUCUCAAGGUCUCUGAUUCUUCUCAUGCGACAUUUGUUUCCCUGCCCGAUGAGAAUAAUGAUCUUAUCUCAAGUGACAAGAUCCAGCUUGGUCAAUUCAUCUACGUUGACCGCCUUGAGGCUGGCUCUCCAUGUCCCAUUCUUAAGGGAGUGAAGCCACUUCCUGGUCGCCAUCCUUGCAUCGGGAAUCCUGAGGAUCUUGUUGCUACCAGUUCUCUUGGUUUUCUUAAUACAGAGAAACCGAAGCCGUCCAACGACUCAAAAAGUAAUACUAACACGUCUUCAGACAAUGAAAAUGCUAAAUUGGGGAUCUCAAAGUUGACUAUCAAAACACAGGAGGUGGAAAAGAAAAGGAAUUCUUUUAGUAAGUCAAGCACCUCUCUUCCAAAACUAGCUUCAGCUGGCAAAUUGGACAAGGACUCCCCAAGUGUGGGAUCAAGAUCAAUGAACUCAAGGUCAAUACCUUCAUCUCCGAGUAGUGUCUAUUCCUUGCCUGCAUCUUUUGAAAAAUUCUCUAGUGAGAUUAAGAAGCAUGCAAAAGCUAAAGGAGUAGAGAAGCCAGCAUCAUCACGGGUGAGUCUGUUUGAGAAAGCAGCUACUAUGCUGAAAGCAACAUCUGGCAGGAAGUCUACUUCUGGUAAUUUCUUGGGAAAUUUGGUGCCAACCAUUGAAUUGGGACCCAAGGCUUUGAGAAAGAGCUGGGAAGGGAAUCUGGACACGAAGGGAAGAGAUCAUUCUAUCUCAAAAACUGCCAAACCUACUACAAAAUCCGAAUCUAGAAGCACUUCUGCUCCUCCACAGAAAUCAUCAAAGAACGAAAAAUCAUUGCUUAAGGAGGAUGUUAAGAUUCAUACUCCGACAAAAGUCAUUGCAAAUGUUCCUGCUGAGGAUCCUGAUAAAACUGCUAAACAGAGGCCUUCUGUUUUGAAGAGGUCUUCUGAGACAAGUACCAGUCUAAGUCUUGGUAACUUGGUGAAGGUUGCUCCUACUAACAGAACAUGGACAGAUGGUAGUGUUUCAUGGCAAUCACUUCCAUCAUCUCUAGCGAAACAAGGGAAGGAGCUUCUGAAGCACAGGGAUGCGGCGCAACGGGUUGCUGUGGAUGCUAUCCAAGAAGCUUCUGCGGCUGAGAGCUUGAUUCGUUGCUUGAGCAUGUACGCAGAGAUGAGUGCUAAUGCCAAGGAGGACAACCCGCAGCCGGCGGUGGAGCAGUUCCUCGCCUUCAACUCCUCCCUCUCCCGUGCUAUCUCCGUCGCCGAGUCCAUUUCCAAGUGCAUUUCCCAUUCCACUGCAGGAACCUCCUCGGGUGCAUCGCCGGUGGUCUCCGGCCCAAUCCCGGAAGAAGCACUGAAAGUUUCCGCCAACAACCGCCGCCGCGCAUCCUCCUGGGUCAGCGCUGCCCUCGCCACCGACCUGUCCCCCUUCUCGCUCUACACCCACAAGCACCCCUCGACAGCCUCACUGGCUACGGCGGUCGUGCUCGAGGGUCCGUCGAGGACCACCGCCUCAACGGCGGAGACCUCCAAGGCCGUACCGGCACCUCAGUCAAAAUCAAGAUCGUCCCCGCCGUUGGCGUCUGCUGGCAAGGGGAAGGCACGGGGGCUUGUGCUGUCGUCGCCGCCGCCGCCGCCGCCGGAGUGGGAGCGCGGAGGAGGACUGGAGGAAGGGACGGAGCUGGCGCGGGCGCUGAGGGAGGAAGCGCAGUCGUGGUUCGUGGCGUUUGCGGAACGGUUCCUCGACGCUGACGCGAUCGCACCUGGGCCAACCGCCGGCGAACAGGUGGCCUCGAUGCUGUCCCAACUCAAGAAGGUGAACGACUGGCUGGAGGCGAUCGACAGCCGGCAGAGGGAAGGUUGUGCGGCCGCGUCGGAAGGGGACGCAGCGGACGGCGAGUUACCCCGAGGCAGCACCAGCGGCGUGCCGCCCGAGACGAUCGAGCGGCUGAGGAAGAAGAUCUACGAGUACAUCCUCACCCACGUCGAGUCCGCCGCUAUCGCGCUCGGCGGCGGAGUCCCGACCGCCGCGUCACCUGUCGUUGGGCGCCCCAGCCGGAAGUGACGCACGAUCCAGGUCCGCAGACGGAGCAGGCUAAAACCGUGGUUUCCCAAUUACGAGUUCACGUGUCGGUAUGUUAUUGCAUUACAAUGCUAUUGUGUGGUUGAAUUUCCGGAAGGCCGUCCAUUCUUUCCUCUGCUCUGAUUGGAAGGGUAAUUGACUAACUAUAUGGGUUUAACUCUUCUUUAUUUUUUUUCUCUCAUAUUCUGUGGAACUAAUUGUACUUUUUUUUUUUGUGGAUUUUGAUGAUGAAAAAUUCGGAUCAAGUUCUGUUGACAUGUCAAA
Zingiber officinale is the source of this 3026-nucleotide messenger RNA. RefSeq lists its product as uncharacterized. The transcript is spliced from 6 exons. The coding region runs from base 534 to 2744 and encodes 736 amino acids. The record is from RefSeq and is a predicted model, not a curated record. NCBI's taxonomy places the organism in Eukaryota, Viridiplantae, Streptophyta, Magnoliopsida, Zingiberales, Zingiberaceae.